Solenopsis invicta (red fire ant) is the source of this 2203-nucleotide messenger RNA. Its product is annotated as pancreatic triacylglycerol lipase. Gene Ontology annotation, biological process: lipid metabolic process. Gene Ontology annotation, molecular function: lipase activity. The transcript has 4 exons. NCBI's taxonomy places the organism in Eukaryota, Metazoa, Arthropoda, Insecta, Hymenoptera, Formicidae. Bases 5 to 1084 code for a protein of 359 amino acids. The record is from RefSeq and is a predicted model, not a curated record.
CUGAAUGUGCAAUGUUAACAACAGAACAACGUCGAACAUGAAGAUGCGUGUUCUAGUUGGUGUCUUUCUUGCCUGCGGCGUAGUAGCUGGUCUUCCAGUGCAAGAUGAAGGGCUUCCAAACAAUAUUUUGACUUCACUGGAUUACGCAUUAUUUGAAAAUAAAGAAGCAUACGUGUACGAUGACAACAUGAACCUGGUGAAGCUGAUGUGGGACGACGCCGAAGAGGUCGGAGAUCAACUAAACGAUAGCGAAAUCCCAAGCCGUGUCUUCUUCUAUCUGUACAAAAAGAACGAUCCUAACCCGAAAGAGCUCUACGUCGACAACGAGGAUGUUCUGAAGAACAGCAACUUCGAUCCUGCGAAACCAACGCGUUUUGUAACUCAUGGGUGGAUAAAUUCCCGGAACAGCGAAGCAUGCACUUUAGUUCGCGACGGUUAUCUUCAGCACGACGAUUACAACGUCAUCGUCGUCGAUUGGAGUUCAAUAAGCAUGAGGCCUUAUAUUUGGGCUAGCAACCAUGUCGUGCCUAUCGCUCGAUUCGUCGCCACUAUGAUCAAUUUUCUCGUGAAGCAUGGAAUGAAUCCGUCACAAACCAUACUGGUCGGCCACUCUCUUGGUGCCCACGUAGUUGGAAUCGCUGCUCGCAACGCUAACAGCGAUAUCGGUUACGUCGUGGGUUUAGAUCCAGCUCUGCCCAAUUUUCAUCUGGCCGGUCCAGGAUCCAGAAUAUCGAGCGGCGAUGCUAAGUACGUGGAGAUCAUUCAUACUAACGGUGGUCUGCUCGGCUUCCUGGUACCCAUCGGGGAUGUCGAUUUUUAUCCUAACGGCGGUCGAAAGCAGCUCGGCUGUAUAGUGGACGCUGGCGGGGCGUGUUCUCACGCUCGCUCGUACAGAUUCUUCGCCGAAUCUAUCAACAGCAAGGUAGGGUUUCACGGGAAAAGCUGCAGCAGCUAUGCACGAUUUAAGUUGGGCCUGUGCAAGAACGGGCAUACAUCCAUCAUGGGCGGUCACAAGCCGCUCUUGAGCGCACGCGGUAACUACUACCUGAUGACCAAUCCAUCAGCACCGUACGCGAGCGGAUAGUUCGCGACGCGACGCUGUUGAGCGCCGCGCGAUCUGGAAGGAUCAGCCCAACUGACGAUCAGCCGUCAGCGAGGACUCUGGAUUUGGAAAUUCAUUGCGGAACAGGAAGGAGACAUCCGCGCCGGGCUAAACUCGUUUUUCCCAGCAAUCGAUCGGACGCGUUCACGGUGCGUAAUUUCGUUUCCGCCCGCAGCGGCUGUUUCGAGCGCGAGUAUAUGCAGCUCGCGUGUACCGGAGCGGAUUUUUAUAUCGUCUAAGCCGGGACUAGAAAUCGUCAGGUGAUCAGUAGAGUGGCUAUUUAUCGAAAGAACAGAAUAAAGUAUCGUCGCUGGUCGCGGGACGUUUCGCUUUACCGUCGACCCAAUUACGCGCGUAAGCGCGCGACCGGCGCGUAUUUUGCGAAAUACGUCUCGCAUGAUGUAAAACGCAUCAUAACGUUUUAUUGGAAAUGCAAAAUACCAGGAGGAUACGCCCCGCUGUUCUAAAUGCGAGUCAAGUCGCGUUAAAUACACGUAUCAAUUUCACUGCCGUUGUCCAUUUUUUUUCCUCGCAGCGCGACUCGCAACGCUUCGGUGCGUACAUACACGCGUGCAAACAUCCACCGGCCUCUCGAAACGCGAAUUGCUCGGACUGGCCGCGGUCUUAGUCGCGGGGUGCAUUAAAUUUUAUCGUAAUAUAUCUCGCGCAUAUCGCGCAUAGCAACAAAGAUAAUAAGGCGAUGCGGAAAACACAGUCGGAUUAAACCGUGCGCUGAAUUUUAGGCUCCGGGCUGUUUCGUGUAAACAGACGUAGAUAUUUAUCACUUUGGCAUAAUGCACGAGAUGGAGUUUUGGAAAAGAAUGAUAAACGUGAUUUCGCAAAAUAAGGGAGAUCGUCUCGGCACGAAAGGAGAGAGUUAUCUUCGCCAAUUUUAGCGUAAAUGCACAAACGAUGUUGAUCUUCGGGAACGGCUGAUCUUCAGGACAUGGAGGCUAUUAUGCGAAAAGCAUUAUGAAGUAUUUCGCAUUCCAGAUCUAUGAUGAUAGAUUGGAAAACGAUUGUUAGCAAUGUAACGAAAUGUGAUAUAAUUUACAACAGAGCACUGAUGUACAAAUACUGUUAUUAUAUUUUUGCAAAUAA